Brenthis ino (lesser marbled fritillary) is the source of this 3579-nucleotide messenger RNA. The record is from the annotation of a GenBank genome assembly. Lineage: Eukaryota; Metazoa; Arthropoda; Insecta; Lepidoptera; Nymphalidae.
AUGCGUGGUGCGAGAAUACAAGAAGUGGACGACAGUUUUUUUGAAAAAUUUGGAUCAAUUUUAAAACAAGCGUCCCAAAAAGCUGCUUUAGAGGAAUCUACACCGUUGGCUCCAUUAAAGGAAGAGGAAGAACAGGAUGGUGAGAAAUCCGCCACAGAAGUAUCUGAGAGCCGAAGUGUCACGCGCGACUCAGACAGUGGAAACGAGACUUUGAUCGAUACAGAUUCGGAGCCUGAAGAUCCGGAGAAAGUUGACUUUUACGUUGAAGCUGUUGGAUGGAAUUUGAUGAACUUGCGAUAUUACUACGACUCAUCGGUGGAUGAAUUAUAUUUGGAAGUUUUGUAUGAAAUUUUACACAAUGUCGGCGGAUGUGACGUAGGAUGUGAAGUGGGCCAGCAUGCUAUGCUGGGCUAUGUACAAGAAGCUUUUAAAAUCUCGAAUGAUAAACACAUAGAACUUCUAACACAAGCAGAGGCAAAAGAACCUCCAGAACUGAUGCUAAAUGUAGAAGUAGUAGAAGGAAAGGACCUUGUCCCCAAAGACCCUACAGGUCUUAGCGACCCCUUCGUGACAAUUUAUCUGAUGUCUAACACAGCACAUAGAUAUAAUACAUCUGUAAAAUCCGGAACUCUAAAUCCAGUUUGGGAAGAACAUUUUUCACUACCUAUGCCAGGUAAUCUACAGGAAGAUUCACUUUGUUUAGAAGUUUGGGAUUUUGAUCCUGCAGAAACAGUGAAAGAAAAAAUGACUAAAAUAUUUGAAGUAAAAGGUGUGAAAGGUCUUCGUAAGCUCAUGAAAGAAAUAGCCAUUACAGCAUCCACCGGAAAACAUGAUAACGAGUUGAUUGGAACCGCCAAUAUACCACUCAAAUCUAUACCAGCCGGAGGCAUGACGACGUAUUUAAAUUUAAAUAAAAAGAGCAAAUUAAGGAGACAAGGAGUGUUGAAGACUCGCUUUACUUUUUCAUCGGAAAAGAAUUCACAAGUGGCAGCUCAAGAACACAGACAUCUUUUGAGGAUAUUAUUACUACACGAGCUAGAAAGCUCAAAGGUAGCUCCAUAUUGGUGGUGUGGGAACUUCAGUGCGCCCGCUGAAGGCAUUCUAACACAGCACGCGGCGCAGAGCGGCCUGUCUCAGUCGGACAAUUACCUCGCGCAGUGGUCUGUGUACUGCGCCGUCACGACCGACCAUCCCUUGAGUUUCGCUCUCUUCAAUGGAUUGCUCGAUAAAGUCACUAAACAUUUGCAAUCUGGCCUUGUCAAUGAAGAGGAUGUUAAGCUUUUCUGGGAUGGAGCAAAAAAAUUACUACCAACAUGCUACAGCCAUAUACGGAAGCUAAGAAAGAAGACGGCUGGUGACAAAACAGUGCUAAAAACUCUUAGGGAAGUCCUGAAUGUUCUUUACAAGUUAUCAAUAUUAGAUCUACCGGAGUCAAUUGAGCUGUUUCCUGUCAAUUUGUACGGUUGGUUAAGAGAUAAGGACGAUGGCACUAAACUUUCGAUCCUUGAGGUUUUGAAUCAAGCAGUUAUACAGGGCGCUUCAGAUUGGUUCGUCCAUAUAUUAGAUAAUAAUGAAUGUAAGGACAAAACUGACGAGUCCAGGUUGCAACAUUUGAUCAGAGUGAUACAGCUAGUGAGAUCAGAUUUGCAAAGGGCUGUGGAGUAUUUCGACAGAGUUUUUGUUGAAGUAAUGUCUUUCCCCUAUUCAAAAGCAUUAUACGGAGUAUACGAAGAUAAAAUAGCGUCUCUCGUCGAGCCAGAGGUGACGCAAGUGUGUAAGAACCUAAAGCGUUUACGUUAUAGUGAAGGAUCAACAAAUAGUGUGUACUUGGCCGGUGGUCUUAAUGGGGAUACGGGGUUAGGAACACCCGAAGUGGGAAUGGAACCAUUGGCGAUGGGAACUACGUUGUUUGAACUGUAUCUGGCUCUGCAAAGGUUUUUGACAUUGGGUCAAGGUCUUAACGAAACAGAAUGGCAUAUCUACAGCAUAUCUAAAUUUCACUCGUGGUUUUUCGGCGGAGUUGCGCAAUGGUUAGACAUCGCCGCGUACAAAGCGCUAACUCGAAUAGAAAAGGCCGUGGAACUGGAUAAUUUAGUGCCAGUCGAUACUAAUGUGAAGUAUAGCAGUUCCGGAGUAGAUACGUUAGCGAUUUUCUACCAGAUAAAGAUAUUCUGGCAACAGCUGGCGUGGCCGGACGUUGAGGGAUGUUAUACUUUUGUUGCUAAGAUUGUUGACGACAUUUGUCGGUGUUGCGUAUUUUACUCAGACAGAAUGGCAACUAGGGUUGGAACUGUUGGUACAGUGAGUACAGUAUAUGAGGAACGUUUCGAAGUGACGACGGAGUGGUGCGUCGCCAUCAACAAUAUAGAUUAUGUGAGGCAGAGUCUACAGCCAUUCGUACAGGAACUUGGCAUGGAUGAGAUUAUACAGAAGAUGUGUGAGACUAGAUCUCCUUUGGAAGCACAAAGAUGUAAGGAGACUCUGCAGAAUGUCAUCGCUAAUGCCAUUGAUACUGUCAAGAAUAAAAUUGUUGAUCUGUUAGAAGUUAUGAUUAAAAAGAUGAUGCCAUCCAUAACCCGUUUCCUAAUAGAAGGUGCAGAACUGCUCCAUCAAGACUGUUCGAGCAUGGACCGGGUGAUGCGAUAUCUAGAAGCUAAUCUCGAUACAUUGUACCAACAUCUCAAUAACGAAAACUUUUCCAGAACAUUGGAUAUAGUUUGGGAACAACUGGGCGAAGUUUUGUAUGAACUCAUACAAGCUAAUUUGGAGCACCGAAAGGCAAAAAUAACCCGAUAUAUCGACCCGAGGCGUUUGACCAAAUCCGUUGCCGCCAAUCUAGAUUCGAAACGACGGCCGCCAUCUUUCUUUUCUAACUUACAUGAAUGUCUGAAAAUUAUGGUGCGCUCAUUCAGACAAGAUAACAAAGAUAUUUACACGUCGGAUACGUUAAAACGAGUGGAAUAUUUGUUGAAAAUACAUGGAAUGGAGACAAGGGAACUGAUCCAUCAGUAUCACUUGGAAAGAUGGCAGGAGCAACAAGCAAUAUCUGAGCCGAAAAUGGGGUUGUUGACUGUCAGGGCUCAGUUCAUUGAAAAUAAUUUGAAAAUAGAAAUAAUGAACGCUAGGAAUUUAAUGGCCACUGAUUCUAAUGGUUUAUGUGAUUCAUACGUACGUGUGGGCUUACUUCCAGAAGAUUCGUUUGUGAAUGUCGAAAAGCCCAAAACACAAACGCAUAGCAAAAACCUCUUUCCCUUAUAUGAUGAAAUGUUCCUAAUACAACUGACACCGGACCAGCGUCGUAUUCAAGACGGUCUCAUCCACCUGGUAAUCAAAGACAAGGAUAUGUUCAGCGUGAGCAACACUUUUGUGGGGGAAGCUUAUCUACACUUUAGCGAGGUCCCGGACACGCCCGCGCCCAUAUCUAGCCUGCCACAGCAACAUCUACCGCUGUCAAGACCCGCUAAUAUUGACGGAGACGCAAUGAAGGCCAUAGAGUCUAGACAGGGAGACAAACAAGCACGUGAGUUCCUCAAGAAACAAAGACAAAAAAUGCCAACCAAACAAUUUUUCUCGCUAGGA